Molecule: messenger RNA, 971 nt
Organism: Rattus norvegicus (Norway rat)
Lineage: Eukaryota; Metazoa; Chordata; Mammalia; Rodentia; Muridae
Source: RefSeq, a predicted model, not a curated record
ACCAAUUCCCUACUUUUUCUCUUAGUGUCCAAAGGAUAUAUCCACAGACAUGUUUUCCCGUCUUUGUAGGCGCUUUGGGAGAGUUGAUGUUGAUAGAGAAGAGUCUAGAGUGGAGCAAACGAAACCUAAAGUUAAUGAUGGACACAGGACAUGGGGAAUGUGGAAGGCCUGCAGACAGACGUCAUCCCCUGAAAAUAUCCUAAACAAGGUGCAGGACAACGAGGAAGAGGAGAGGCUGAAUAGAGAACUGGAGCUAACUACCAAGGAGAGAAAUGAGCUGACAGAUCGCCUCCUUUAUGUGACAGGUGGAUCCAUGAGCAAGAGCCCCUACUUCAGGCCAAAUCCAUUUUAUGAAAACUUGAAGAUAAAGGAGAAAGAGGUCAUGUCAUUACUGCACAACUUAGACACAAAGAACAUUGAACAUCAUGAGAAAUUUCAGGAGCUCAAGAAGGAGAUUAACUUCUAUCGCAACCUGCACAGCCGGCUCCUGAUGGACCAGGCAUGUAUGAAGAAGAAGUUGAUCACAUUGAAGCAGGAGAGCAAGGAGUUACAGCGAUAUUUGUUUGAGUUGAACCCGAAGGAUGAAGAUGAACAGGAGAAGGCCAGCAACCUCCAGACCCAGCAAAAUGUGGUCUCAGAAACUGCAGGAGACAUAGCAUAGGACGGAUCCCAGGAAGACAGCCCCCUGAAGAGUGAGUUUCUUCCUCAGGAGUUCCUGUGACGACAAUCCUCACAGUCAAAGACUUUUUGGGGGAAUAUUCUUCUUCUCAGAUAAUUUCCUCAAUGUAUAGAGACCCUAAAUUUAUGUAUCCGUAUGCCAGCCUGUCUGGUUGAGGUCCUUCUCCUUUCUCAUACGGACAACACCAUUUGAGAGACAUCUGAGGGGACUGCCUUGACGUCUUGUCCUAGAGGAGAAACAGCACUACAACUGUGUUUCUAAAUGUUCAUUAAGAAAAUGCUGUUAAGAAAUG